Castor canadensis (American beaver) is the source of this 1001-nucleotide messenger RNA. RefSeq names its product CD3 gamma subunit of T-cell receptor complex (gene Cd3g). Gene Ontology annotation, biological process: positive thymic T cell selection; cell surface receptor signaling pathway. Gene Ontology annotation, cellular component: alpha-beta T cell receptor complex; membrane; external side of plasma membrane. The record is from RefSeq and is a predicted model, not a curated record. Gene Ontology annotation, molecular function: transmembrane signaling receptor activity. Lineage: Eukaryota; Metazoa; Chordata; Mammalia; Rodentia; Castoridae.
AGGCCUGCUCCACACUUCUGCUGGGGAAGGACAGAGAAGGACAUGGAGCAGGGGAAGGGCCUGACUAGCCUCAUCCUGACUGUCAUUCUUCUUCAAGGUACUAUGGCCCAGUCAAAACAAGGAAACUAUUUAGUAAAAGUGGAUGACAAGCGAGAGGAUGGUUCAGCACUUUUGACUUGUGAUGUGAAAGAUGUGAAAGACAAAAAUAUCCAAUGGUUCAAAGAUGGGAAGAUGAUAAGUAAUACAAGUAAAAAUACAUGGAAUCUUGGAAGUAGUAUCAAGGACCCUCAAGGAAUAUAUUGGUGUCGAGACUCAAAGGGCACUUCACAGCAACUCCAAGUGUAUUAUAGAAUGUGUCAGAACUGCAUUGAGAUAAAUGCAUCCACUGUAUCUGGCUUUAUCUUCGCUGAAAUCAUCAGCCUUUUCUUCCUUGCUGUUGGGGUUUACUUCAUUGCUGGACAGGAUGGAAUUCGUCAGUCAAGAGCUUCAGACAAGCAGACUCUGUUGCCCAAUGACCAGCUCUAUCAGCCCCUCAAGGAUCGGGAAGAUGACCAAUACAGCCAUCUUCAAGGAAACCAACUGAGGAAGAAGUGAGGUAUUCUGCCUUCUAUCCAGUUCUCAAAAUCAAAACAAUAUACUUAGAGAGCUCACUGCAGAGAGAUUUUUUUCAGCCUUAAGUCUAAACUCCAGUUUCACAGAGGUGACAAAUGAAAGGAUUAUAGAACAAAUUUGGGUUUUCCUCAAAACAAAAUAAAAGUCAGGGCUAGGGGUGUAGCUCAGUGGUAGAGCACUUGCCCAACAUGUGUGAGGUCCUGAUUUUCAUUCACCAGCACCAGGUAAAAUAAGUCAAUUAAAAACAAGCAUAGUAUGGUGUUUCAGGAGCACCACCUAUUGGAGGAAGUUGUAAAAGAAAAAGAAAAAUAUCAACCCCUCUAUUGAGUAGAAUCUUUUUGUUGUUUUUGGUUUUGGGUUUUUUUGGGUUUUUUUUGGCAAUACUGGGA